AUGGCGUCGUCGUCGGAAGCUGAAGGACAGGUCAUCGGCUGCCACACCGUUGAUGCUUGGACCGACCAGAUUCAGAAGGGAAAUGACAACAAAAAGCUGAUUGUUGUGGAUUUCACUGCUUCCUGGUGUGGACCGUGUCGUUUCAUCGCUCCACUUUUUACUGAACUUGCGAAGAAAUUCCCCAAUGUCACCUUCCUCAAGGUGGAUGUGGAUGAAUUGAAGUCAGUUGCUCAGGACUGGGCAGUUGAAGCCAUGCCAACUUUCAUCUUUCUGAAAGAAGGGAAGAUUUUGGAUAGGGUUGUCGGGGCAAAGAAAGAAGAGCUUCAACAAACCAUAACCAAGCAUCUCGAGCCAGUAACCGGCGCCUAA
This is a messenger RNA of Striga hermonthica, 369 nucleotides long. Lineage: Eukaryota; Viridiplantae; Streptophyta; Magnoliopsida; Lamiales; Orobanchaceae. The record is from the annotation of a GenBank genome assembly.